GCAGGCUGCGCUGUGAGCGCGCGCUGCAGACGGCGGUGGGAAGCACAAUCCGCGUGCAGCCGGCGCGCGCAGACCCACGACGCCGCGAACCUCGACUGGAAGCGCGAAGUGCAGCUGGAGAGAUGACAGCUGACCACUCAGCAGUUUGGAACAAGUGAGCGCAGGUUACACUCGCUGAACACGAGGCGAUGCCGACCGCUGGAAUCGGACCUGAUUCCAUUACGCCCGAGAAGUGAAAGACGCCGGUCGGUGGUUUUACCUCAAAUGGGCUCCUAAAGAGUCUGUCGGAUAAUCAGCAUCAUCGAUUCCACUCAGAAGAUCCCUUGGACGUCAGCGAGAAGGGGGCCGAGAUGUGGCCCCCCGACCUCGGCCCUCCGGACGUCCAGCUCACCCUCCCCGGCUUCGGAAGUGUGUUCGAGGACGCCGAGGACCCUCAGGCGCCGCUGUCCUCCGGUGGCUUCUGUCAGCCCCCGGUACACUCAGGCGGCCCGGGGGUCUGCUGUCUCCCGCGGACUUCCCUGUCCCUGUCCUCGCUGGGCCGCGACCUCAGCGCCCUGCUGGGCUGCAAGACGGCGGAGGACUUCACUGCGCACGCAGAUCCCAAAAGCAGCGCACACAGGUCCCUCCCUCUACCCUACCUGCUCACCGGCUGUGCCACAUCGCCCCCUUUCGCCUCCCCGCCCUCCUCUCUCUCCUCCUCCGCCUCGUCCUCGUCUUUAUUUUUUGCAUCCUCUCUCCCCGUUUGCGAUGCGCCCGGCGGCGGCAAGACCCCUCACCUCCAGAGCAAGAUGCAGGCGGAGUUCAACCCGGUGAAACGGGAGCCCGCCGACGACUUCUCGCCAUGCGAGGGCGAGCCGUUUCAAUCCGGCAGCCAGCAGGCGGCGCUGUUCCCGCUUCAGUUCCCGAGGCCCGGCGGGCCCGCGGGCCGGGACCCCAGCGCGGACCAGCGGGACCAGCCGUGCCACUGGAUCGACUGCAGCGCCGCCUACGGCAGCCAGGAGGAGCUGGUGAGGCACAUCGAGAAGGUGCACAUCGACCAGCGCAAAGGGGAGGAGUUCUCCUGCUUCUGGGCCGGCUGCGUGCGGCGCCACAAGCCCUUCAACGCCCGCUACAAGCUGCUCAUCCACAUGAGGGUCCACUCUGGAGAGAAACCCAACAAGUGCAUGUUCGAGGGCUGCUGCAAGGCCUUCUCCCGCCUGGAGAACCUGAAGAUCCACCUGAGGAGCCACACGGGAGAGAAACCCUACAUCUGCCAGCACCCUGGAUGCCUCAAAGCCUUCAGCAACUCCAGCGACCGGGCCAAACACCAGCGCACACAUCUGGACACGAAGCCGUACGCCUGUCAGAUCCCAGGAUGCACCAAGCGGUACACGGACCCCAGCUCGUUACGAAAGCACGUCAAGGCUCACUCGGCCAAAGGCCUUCAGGAGAGGGAGGUCCAGCAGGUGCACGCGAUGCUGGAAUCGGACGCGCUGAGCGACUGCCUGGCGAGGCAGCAUCUGCACCAAGGGAGCGGCUCCCCUCUGCCCGGCUUAGACGAGUACGCAGGUGUGUAUUCGGACUGCGGCUCCGUCCACGACGGAGCAACCCCCGGGUUCCCGCCUCCAUCAGCGGACCCGUCGUCCGGGUACCGGGGCCUGGAGGGGAGCCGCCCCACGGCGCCGCUGACGAGCGCCGGGAGCAUGAGAGACGGGCGAGUGGGAGAUCAACGCAGAAACGGGCCGACGCCGCUGUUCAUGUCCGCCGACGUCAGCCCAGUGAGCUCCUCGUCGGACGUCCAGCUGCAGGGAUACCACAAGACCUACCACCCCCAGCAGGUGUUCCCCCAGCAGCAAGGGUGCCUCUACGCAGAGGGGAAGGCGGGACAACCAGACGGCGACGGAGGCUUCGAACCCGCCGGCUACUUCGCGGCCUCCUCCGCCUCUUACCCCACAGGCUUCGACCUGCUGCAGGAGCUGCAGGCUCAGACUGGGGGGGGUUACUCCAUGUCGCCCUGCUCCGACGACAGCUUCCUCUUCCAGGCGGGAGGCGUCGACCGCUGCCUCAACCAGAUCUACUCCAUCUACCUGGACUCGUGAUGGGCCUCCCAGAACCAACGAACCCCAAUCAGCAGUCGCCUGGUUUCCAUGAGGGCAGAAUGCGUCAGACAAUCGAACUCUAUAUUGUUCAUUCAACUAUCUGGUGUUCUGGACAUAAAGUAUGUCGGCGGGAGUAUUAACGGUACAAAGAAAAGCGGGAAUUGGCUAAAGGCAGAGAGGAAAUCUGGUUGUAUUGUAAAUGUCAAAUUCAGCGAUGUGCCUUUGUGGUCUGGAUGGAAGCAGCUGUGAGCUUUUUAUGUGCUAGUUCGAUCUGUUGAAAUGUAUCUGGCUCCGCGGCUCAAACACUGAUAUCUAGUGAGGUUCAUACUGCCUCCAGGAAAUGUUAACACAAUGUUGUUUGACAGAAUGGGAUCUUAUAAUGCGCUCGUAAAGAUAUCGGUUUGUUUGGAAUGGCAGUUAAGAAGAAACCAAAGAAGAAACAAACACAGUUUUAAAAGGAAACAUCUGAAUUAUUAGAAGACACUAACACUCAAAUGGUUUAACUCUAUUACGCUUAUAGAUGCAUGUAAUAUGUCGUAAUGGCUUUAAAGCAGGUUCAUUUUAAGGAGUUAUGAGACAAAACAUCAUGUUAUGAUCGAUCAGGCAUGUCGAUCAGCAUCUAAACCAUACAGAUAUAUAUACAGAUAUACAGAUAUAGAUAUUCCACACAUACAGUCUGUUGUGUAUCAGUGUGGGUGACUCCUGGGACUUAAAACUGACACACAAAAACAACAAAAACUGCACUAAAAUGCAUCGUCUGUGAUUUGUCUCAUGGACAAAUACGCUUUGAAUAUGUAUAAUCUAACAACAAUCAAGACCGGAGCAUAAUCUCCGUUUUUAUUAUUACCGUCUCUUCUGUACCUUUCCAUGUUUGUUGUAUCAGUGUUGUAUUGAGUGAGAGGGAGGUGUGCAGUGUUUACAGGAAGUUCUCUGCACUCUUUUCUGUCUCGUGAACAAACCAGAAAAAAUGUUUACACUGAUUUUGUAGCAAUUCAGAGAUUUUCUUAUUCUUGUCAUUGAACAGUGUAUAUACUGUAAAAAAAAACUGCCUUUUAUAUCUAAAUAAAUAAAUCUAUAUGUUUGUCAA
Gasterosteus aculeatus aculeatus (three-spined stickleback) is the source of this 3165-nucleotide messenger RNA. RefSeq names its product zinc finger protein GLIS1. Gene Ontology annotation, cellular component: nucleus. Gene Ontology annotation, molecular function: RNA polymerase II cis-regulatory region sequence-specific DNA binding; DNA-binding transcription factor activity, RNA polymerase II-specific. NCBI's taxonomy places the organism in Eukaryota, Metazoa, Chordata, Actinopteri, Perciformes, Gasterosteidae. The record is from RefSeq and is a predicted model, not a curated record. Gene Ontology annotation, biological process: regulation of transcription by RNA polymerase II.